GUUAUCCAAAGUGGGAUGGAUUGAAAACAAAGAAGACGCAGGAGCAGCGAUAUCAGAAGAAGCAGUUAUAGUCACUGUCUCUGAAAAAUCCAACCAUGGCUGCGGCUACGUUGUACUUAACAAAACCUUCUUGUACUCCGAAAAUCCCCUUUCCGUGCAAUUCAAGAGUAAGCGACGUUGGAAGUGGAACUGUAAAGGUUAAAUCGCAAGCUCAAACCAAAGCGAAAACGGGUAUACUAGGAGUGGGUGUGUUCCACUUCCUCAGCUUGGUAGAACCAGCUUCAUCUCUUCCACUGCAACUGCAACUCCACGAACCCCCCAAUGCACUCUCUUUGCCCACGUGGGCCGUCCACGUCUCCAGUGUCGUUGAAUGGAUUAUAGCCAUGGCUUUGGUGUGGCAAUACGCUGAGAAAUCUGGAUAUCAAGCUUGGAAGGGUCUUUCUUGGGGUAUGGUACCUCUACUUGGUGGAGCACUUUGCGCAUGCACAUGGCAUUUCUUUUAUAACUCUGAGUCCUUGGAGGUAUUGGUGGCUCUUCAAGCGGGACUAACUGUCAUAGGUAAUGCCACAAUGUGCAUAGCUGCGUACCGGAUAUACAAAGCAUCCCGUGAAAGCUCCUAGAACUUUUGAGUUGAAUGAAUGUGGGUAUCUGAAAGCAGUAUAUAGGCCUGAAUGAAAUUCAGUCUUCUUCUGAUUGAUAAAUUAUACUUCAUGUGCUGGAUGAAUGUGAGGAGGGUCUGCUGACAUAACAACGUCCAUAUUGACUAAGGGUCUGUUUGUUUUACAUGUAGAAUCAAUAUUGUGCACAUGUUCCAAUGUAAAAUUGUGACCCAGAUUAAUUUGGGGCACAUGUUUUAAUUAUGCUUAAUAAUUUAAAAUCAAUUUUAUUAAUUAUAUUCAAUUUUAA
Abrus precatorius (Indian licorice) is the source of this 906-nucleotide messenger RNA. RefSeq names its product ycf49-like protein. The record is from RefSeq and is a predicted model, not a curated record. Lineage: Eukaryota; Viridiplantae; Streptophyta; Magnoliopsida; Fabales; Fabaceae. The transcript is spliced from 4 exons. The coding region runs from base 96 to 620 and encodes 174 amino acids.